Molecule: messenger RNA, 1179 nt
Organism: Dendrobium catenatum
Lineage: Eukaryota; Viridiplantae; Streptophyta; Magnoliopsida; Asparagales; Orchidaceae
Exons: 9
Coding region: 160-1002 (280 amino acids)
Source: RefSeq, a predicted model, not a curated record
UAAACCCUCCGCAGUCCCCCUUCUUCUUCCCCUCCUCCUGCUUUCUCUUACUCUGUUUUGAUUAUUAUCGAUUAUUCAGAGCUUUUUCCGUUUUUUAUCCUUCCGCAUUGAGCCUCGCCUUGUUUUGCCUGCAUAUUCCGAAGGAAUAUUUUUUUCCAAAUGGCCUACGAGAAUCUGUAUCAUAAGGAGCAGAGGUCGUCGAAGGUGGAUUGCCUAAUCUUUGAUCUUGAUGAUACUUUAUACCCUCUGAGCUCUGGCCUAGCUGGCGAGUGCCUCAAGAACAUUGGAGAGUAUAUGGUGGAGAAGCUUGGGAUUGAGAGGAGUAAGGUCUCAGAGCUAAGCAACCUGCUUUAUAAGAACUAUGGGACAACCAUGGCGGGAUUGAGGGCAAUUGGCUAUUCUUUCAACUACGAUGAUUAUCACAGUUUUGUGCAUGGGAGGUUACCUUAUGAGAAGCUGAAGCCGGAUCCUAUCCUUAGGCAUCUUCUACUUAGCCUGCCAAUUCGCAAAGUUAUAUUCACCAACGCAGAUAAAGUUCAUGCCGCCAGAGUACUGAGCAAGCUUGGUUUGGAGGAUUGUUUUGAAGGAAUUAUAUGCUUUGAAAGCCUGAAUGAUCCGAACUACGAAUUGUGUGGUUCGAACAAUCUAUUCGAUAUUUUGGAGCACUCGGCCAGGCCUAUCGCCGGUGCAGAACUCCCAAAGACACCAAUUCUUUGUAAACCAUCGGAAUUUGCCAUGGAGCUUGCUCUUAAACUAGCUAAUAUUGAUCCUCAAAGAGCUAUAUUUUUCGAUGAUAGCGUGCGAAAUAUCCAAGCUGCUAAAAGGAUCGGUCUUGGUACAGUGCUGGUGGGUUCUUCACAUGCGGUUAAGGGCGCAGAUCACAUCCUGGAGAGUAUCCACAACAUUAGAGAGGCACUGUCUGAGCUUUGGGAAGAAGAUGAGAAGUCAGAAGAUGUGCUGUAUCAGAGCAAGAUUGCCAUAGCGACCUCGGUUACAGCCUAAUUGAUUAAUUAACCGGCUUUGUUUCCGGUUACUAUACUUACUAUAUAUUUAAGUUGGUAAAUCAGGGAAUAGAGGGAAAAAAAAAAAAUCGUUGCAGGAUUUUUGUGUCUCCCAGUUCUGAUUGUAAUAUAAAUAACUAGUUAGUUCAAAUUCUUCUUGAUUUCGUGUUGUUGCUUU